AUGCUCGCUUUUCUCUUUAUUGUCCCAAUUGUGCUGGCUAUACCGUGCAAUGUCAUAAUAGUGGAUGAGUAUGGUCUCUCGCUCAAUCUGAACCGAUCCGUCGCGAUUGACCAAUGUCUGGAGCGUUUUGCGCCCAAAGACUAUCUCCUGGCAUUGCCGCAGAGCACAGAAAAUGAGAAAGUGCUGAAGGACACUUUGGAAACCGUUGCGGAAGCAGACACCGAUCUCGUUGCCAAGUUCUUCGCUAUCAUCCACUACUACGGCUUCGACACCUCCAUUGCGGCACUCAGCAAUCCCUCGAAACUAAAUGUUCUAUACUCAAAAAUGAUGGAGGCGUAUGGACGGGACGGCACGCUGGACGACAUUGCGGAGUGCGCGGAGUUCAAACCUGCACAAAAUCACAGUUUUUCGCUAAAUGUCAUCUCCGUAUAUAAUACAAUGGACAUGAUGUCAUAA
Molecule: messenger RNA, 456 nt
Organism: Ogataea angusta
Lineage: Eukaryota; Fungi; Ascomycota; Pichiomycetes; Pichiales; Pichiaceae
Exons: 1
Coding region: 1-456 (151 amino acids)
Source: RefSeq, a predicted model, not a curated record